This is a messenger RNA of Dreissena polymorpha, 1527 nucleotides long. RefSeq lists its product as uncharacterized. The record is from RefSeq and is a predicted model, not a curated record. NCBI's taxonomy places the organism in Eukaryota, Metazoa, Mollusca, Bivalvia, Myida, Dreissenidae. The coding region runs from base 1 to 1527 and encodes 508 amino acids. The transcript has 10 exons.
AUGAAUCCCAAAGUGCAAACAUCCAACUGGAAUGAGCUCCAUAUUAGAUACUCCGAUGGGUCUGCAGAUGUUCUUGGUGCAAGUGCAAAAGAAUGGACACAUCAGUUCUUCAAGGUGGGUCUACAUGAGAUGGUUGUCACGGCAACAGACCAGCUGGGAACCUCCCUAGAGGUCACAACCUCCAGCAUCUUUGUACAGGAACCUAUCACAGGGCUCAGAAUUGCUGGACCAAGCAGGGUUACCUACCAAAGGAGUGCAGAGUACGGGCGGACUCAGGGCUGGCGUGCGGAGGUCCAGACUGGUACAAAUGUCCUCUAUAACUGGACAUUCUGUAACAACAGCCUCCUGGCUCCAACUGAUAUUUAUGAAGUCGACGUGCCAGUGCCAGGUGUAUACAAAUUGACUGUGUCUGCCUUCAACGAUGUGACCCCCACACCUUUGACUGCCGAGCUGAUCGUCACCAUGGGCAACUGGACAGGAAAGGACUUCGCCCAUCAUGUUGACCUACGUAUCAUUGGGGGCCUUGUUGAUGAACCAACACAUUUUCGGAUCAACAUUACUGGCGGGAAUUUCACGCAGAUUGCCGUCAAUUUUGGUGAUGGCAGCAAUGAACUGUUGCUCACAGCAACCCUAGUUGUUGAUCAGAUUGUGUUUUUCAAUCAUACCUAUAGGGAGAUGGAAAGUUUCAAUGUGACAGUCAAUGUGUCAACCAGUCAGUCUUGUAUUAUUGUUACUGAAGUGUUCAAUCCGAUUUUGUCUGUGACCUUGAAAGCAAGGUCACCGAAAAUCUUGAAGACGCCCAGUCAAGCUGUUGUCAUGGCAAGUGUUGAAGGCGGUCCGGAUGAUGUCGGCUUUGUUUGGAACUUCUCUGAUCUAAUUGGAGACACCAUAGUGAAACACUACCUGAAUCAAACCAGCGUAGCUAGGCACCCCUUCAGCAUGUCUGGAGACUACAGCGUCACCCUGAACGUUACUGGGAAACACUACCCUCCUCCGGGAAUCUAUCGGGCGCUCGACUGGAAGUUCCUGGUCGUCGAUGCCAUUGAUCUACUUAAACUGUACUCUGACCUUAACGCCUCUGCACUAGUUGGAAAUUCCUCGACUCCUGUGACACUAGAGGCCAAGUCUUCGGGUUCUCAUGUACGCUAUGUAUUUGAUUAUGGAGACGGACACACUAAGGAAGUGGCGGGUGAACAAGCCUCCCACAUGAACGUUGGGGUGACUAUGUUUGCAAAGGCCACACAUGUCUACUCUGCAGUUGGAGAGUACACAGUCUCUGUGACUGCCUAUAAUCCCUUGGCAACCGUACUGCUGAGCUGUCAAGGUCGUUCUGGGUUCAAAAGGCCGCCUGUUGACCUUCACAUCUGUAACCUUGACGACACCAGGAACAGCAGGCUUGCUUUCUCCCUGCUGCCCCUUCAAGUCGAUUUCGAACUCAGUAGCAUGCACGCGGUCUUGGUGUUACUUAUCUUUUGCGCGUACAUUGGGAUGACGCCAUUCAGUCGAUCCAGGAGGGGCUGUGUAUGA